AUGAAUAUUACAUUGGAUGCUUUUAACUUCCAAAUUGUUGUAAAAUAUUUUUAUUUUGAAGACGAUUUCAUUAACUCGAUCCUCAUUUGUAAGAAAUUUACAUGUAUAUUGGACAGAUUUCAAUACAACCCAAUUUCGGUGACUUCCAACAGACUAUUUCCGUACAUGGAGACACAACAUUUAUACACAGAAAAAGAUGUAGAACUCCCCGAUAUGCAGAAAUAUGUUGUGUGGUUUACUGCAAACUAUCACAACAUAAAAAACAGAUUGAAUGAUUCAAAAUACGUUUACAAGAACAUUCAAAUCACCAAAAAUUCUGAUGACCCAAACCCAAAUAUAGAAGAGUUUAAUCUAAUUCUCCAAAACAAAUAUAUCAAUCAAUAUGAUAUCGAGUAUAUCGAUACUUUUAAACUGAAACAUUUUUCUUUUCCAUCACAUGUUACUGAAAUUUUGGGCCCAUGGUUACGUCGGGAAGUUUUACUUUUUGAAAGUGUGUCUUUGUGUGAAAGCAUAAAAAGUAUUCCACACGACUGUUUUAACAAUUGCAAAGAGCUUAAAACGAUUGACUUACCAUCUACAGUUACUUCAAUUGGUGGUGGUGCGUUUUCUGGAUGCAGAAUAGAAUAUUUUACUUCGCCCAUAGAAUUAGAUGUUAUUUCAAGUGAUACAUUCACAU
This is a messenger RNA of Entamoeba invadens IP1, 676 nucleotides long. RefSeq names its product leucine rich repeat containing protein BspA family protein. The transcript has a single exon. The record is from RefSeq and is a predicted model, not a curated record. Lineage: Eukaryota; Evosea; Mastigamoebida; Endamoebidae. The annotation marks the transcript as partial.